GGCGGAGACUUUACAAAAGCGAUACCCCUGUACGUCCCUCCCAUAAAGGCGGAGCGCCGGGUGCAUCGAGAAAAUGUCAACAUGCCGGAGUCUUCAAGAGAAACAGAAACUGACGAAGAAAUGACUGACAGACAACAAAGAGAUGAAGGAAACCAGCCGUCUCAUAACAUCGUGUCUUCGAUAUCUCAGUUCGCAGAUGAUAAUUUAACAUUUGUGCGGAACAUAAGCACCGGACUGGCAGUUGUUGGUGUUAUUGUAAUAGCAAGAAGUAUCAAACUGAUCACCAAAUUUCAAGCUGCGUCUGAGAUCCCUGCUCGUUUUAUUGAGAGGAACAUCAGCCUCCGCGGGAAAGUUCAUUCAAUCACAGAGAGAGGACUUGAAGUGGAACAUGUCCCAAUUCAUCUGCCAGUCCUUUCUAGGUUACUUUCGAAACGCAAAGGUGUGCGCACGUCUCCGAUGCUGGUGAAUCUUGCAGGAGUGGAGUUAACCCCAGAGGGCUGGGCAUGGCUGCAGAAGAACCUGGCUCCUGCCCAAACUGUCUGGCUAAAACUCAUAAGCCGAGAGGACGACAUGCUACACUGUUUGGUGUCUCAAAGCAAGCAGGGGUCAAUGUGGAGCUACUGUAUGAACGAAGAGGUGCUCAGGCUCGGUCUGGCUCGCACUGCGCCCAUGGUUGGGGUCCUGCCUGACUCUCGCCUCUACUGGCGUCUCCACAAACGGCUGCACAGGGCAGAGGUCAAAGCUGAGAGGAAGGGGCAGGGACUGUGGAAGCAGGACAGCCUAUGGGAGAGAUAUUCCAAGGCCGUCAGGGACAACGCUUUAUUCAGACUGAUGAGGAGGAUCUUUAGGAGGACUUGAUGCACUAAGUGACCAUUACAAGACAGCAUUUCUAAAUCAAAACGUGACAGCACACAAUCUGUUUUAUUUAUACUGUAUAUCUGUUGAUGACCACGGAUUUACUGACACAUCUAAAAGGAGUUUACAGGCUACAAAGAGUCAAUUUUGUUUUUCAUUACACCUGUUGCAAAGGCUUGUGGUUUAUUGUUACUGUAUUUCACAGUUUUAAGAUGUUUGAAAUGAUUAUAAAACUAUCUCAAACCCUGA
Cottoperca gobio is the source of this 1104-nucleotide messenger RNA. RefSeq names its product c18h3orf33 homolog (H. sapiens) (gene miso1). The transcript has 5 exons. Lineage: Eukaryota; Metazoa; Chordata; Actinopteri; Perciformes; Bovichtidae. The record is from RefSeq and is a predicted model, not a curated record. The coding region runs from base 82 to 858 and encodes 258 amino acids.